Messenger RNA from Penicillium alfredii, 663 nucleotides. RefSeq lists its product as uncharacterized. The record is from RefSeq and is a predicted model, not a curated record. Gene Ontology annotation, cellular component: cytoplasm; nucleus. Lineage: Eukaryota; Fungi; Ascomycota; Eurotiomycetes; Eurotiales; Aspergillaceae. The transcript has 3 exons. Bases 1 to 663 code for a protein of 220 amino acids.
AUGCGGUUCCUCUGUCUGCAUGGCGCCAGCACAAACAGCGAAAUCUUCGAGAUCCAAACAGGCGGGCUGAGAGCGGAGCUCGAGAAGAAGGGCCAUCGCUUCAAGUUUGUGAACGGGAAGAUGGAUGCCAAGGUUGAAGAGGAGCUCGAGGGCAUUGUCGACGGCCCAUUUCACAACCACUACCCACGCUCUCCCGACCUCCCCAGAUCCCACCUGGCCGAGGCCUUCGAGCACAUCUACCGCAUCCUCGCCGAGGAAGGUCCCUUCGACGCCGUGAUGGGCUUCUCGCAAGGCGCAGCCUUGGCCGCCGCGAUGCUGGUGCACCACGACAAAACCAACCCGGCGACGGCGCCGCUAUUCCGAGCCGCCGUGUUAAUCUGCGGCGGCGCACCGUACGAGAGUUCCGGGAUCGAGCAGCUGGCGCCGCAGCCGGACACGUAUGCCAUCACGAUCCCGACGGCGCACAUCGUAGGAAAGAAAGAUCCGCUGUACCCCGAGAGUAUGAAGCUCUAUACGCUGUGCGAGCCGUCGAAGGCGGCGCUCUAUGACCACGGCUCGAAGCAUAUGGUGCCGUUUGAUAUGAAGAGCAACGAGGAGAUGGUUCGCGUUAUUGAGGAUACGGUGGCGCGAGCAAUGAGGACCCCGCGAGCAGUGAUGAGUUAG